Messenger RNA from Drosophila subpulchrella, 5977 nucleotides. It is a transcript of the gene gig, whose product is annotated as tuberin. Bases 215 to 5731 code for a protein of 1838 amino acids. Gene Ontology annotation, biological process: regulation of cell cycle; negative regulation of insulin receptor signaling pathway; positive regulation of GTPase activity. NCBI's taxonomy places the organism in Eukaryota, Metazoa, Arthropoda, Insecta, Diptera, Drosophilidae. The record is from RefSeq and is a predicted model, not a curated record. Gene Ontology annotation, molecular function: GTPase activator activity. The transcript is spliced from 15 exons. Gene Ontology annotation, cellular component: nucleus; cytoplasm; TSC1-TSC2 complex.
AAAACGAAACCCCCCACCUCCCACCACUAUUAAAAACAAAGCAAUUCUCUUGGUCGACCAGAAUUUCGCUGGCAAAAGUCGCGCCUUAAUUGCCCAAAUAACUACAUAUUUACCUCCCCUCCCGAUAAUUGUUAUUAGGACCUAGGAUAGGAAUUACUGGUUGCCCACUCACCGCCACUGCUCCACCGACCACCGCCCCUUGCAAGGACCCACCAUGAGCUCCAAGGACAAGUCCAAGUUCAAGCUGUUCCUCAAAUCGCUGCCGGCAGGUUAUGUGGGCGAGCGGACUCUGCGGCCGGAGUUCGAGAGGGAAUUGCGGCCGGAGCAGCCGGUGGCCCAGCGAUGCAGGAUGCUGAAGGAGCUGGGCGACAUGCAGCUGCACAACUUCAACCUGGACGAGACCGCCAUCACCAUUCUGUUCAAUCUCACCAACGAUCUCAUCGUGCCCAACAAGCCGGCCGAAACGCGCCAGAUUGCCUUGAGCUUCUACAAGCGGCUCAUUCACACACAGUACAAGAACCUGACCAUCAUGCGGGAGAAGUUCUUCCUGGUCAUCCAGAACCACGAGGCGCGCGAGGAUCUGCGCCACCUGCUCGAGCUGCUCGACACACUCACCGACAAUGGGAAGGACAUCACCAACUUCGAGGAGAAGAUUGGUAAGUUCAUGCUGCUCUGGAUCCCAGCAAUCACGGAGGCCAAUCUGCUCAGCCCCUAUCUUGACAUCCUGGUCAACCUGAUCAAGUUCAAUGCGGCACACCUGGACAAGGACAUCCUCGUGGGCAUCGUGCAGAACGCUUGUGAUCUGAGCUGCAGCGUCACCGUCAACGAGAUCGGACUGCAGUGCCUCACAAUUCUCGAGAUGGUCAUCGGGUACACCAUCUUUCCCAGCGAACCGCUGCCGCAGUGCAUCACCACGUUGUGCCGGACUGUAAACCAUGCCCCAUACUGCCCGUCCUCUUUUAAGAUCAUGAAGAACCUGUUGGGCACUCAGUUAGGGUACCAUUCCAUGAAGAUGAUGUGUUGCAUCCUUAAUGAUCGCGCUCUUUACGAUGACGCGCACCUCUUACGUGGGGCCGUGUUCCACCUGAACAUGAACAUCUUCGGAUCGAACAUUAUUUUUCAGGUUUCUCCAAUGACCUAUGCAACGAAUGUGCUGACGGCCUUCCUGCGGGCACUGGACAGUCGUCAGGUGAUCGUAACCUUCGAGGUGAUCCUCAGCGUUCGCAUGGUGAUCAACAAGCGGCAGCUAUCGGAGAUCAUUUGGGAUCGGAUCUGCGACAUUAUGUCCUCAAUAGUUAGCAACAUCGAGUACUACGAGGCCACCAACAUAAAUAAGGAUCGCCUGCACCACCUGCAGAUCAAUUUCCACGAGAACAUCGACUGCAUCGAGAAGCUGUUGCAGCAGGACCGUUCCCUGAUUCUGGGCAAUGUGGAGCGCAUCUACGAUCUCAUUGAGCGAGUAGCAGAUCGACGGCCAGAGGCCUCCGUUCUCGCACUCAUCGAGUACCGAUCCCGCCGAGUUACGGCAACACGGCCUGAAUGGCUCCAGGUCCUGGCCCAGUUCGUUCGUCGCUAUUACCGCAUGUCCAAUGUGAAUGUGCGCAUCAAAACGAUCGAGGCUCUGGUGCGGAUUAUGGACCAGAACCGAGCCUGCUACGAGGAAGAGAUCCUAAGUAGGGUGGUGCUCGUGCACCUGUCGCACAUCCACCAGGAGCCAAGUGUACAGGUGCGAGUGGCAGUUGCCCGCGCUCUUUCAAACUUUGCUACGCACUGCGAUACCAAGCGGUGCAUGGACUUGCUGGACAUCUUGGAGGCACUCAUCAAUCGUCCCUUUGAGCACACGCGUCAUGGAUCAUCGGCUGGAGACGCUUCCCUGACGGAUGUGGCCGUGGGCAUGGUAAACAGCGAAUCUGACAUCGCCGACAUUACCGCUGCCGUUGAUGGUUUGGUCAAGGUGUUCGCAAUCAAGUUGCACCGCCUCCCAGCGGUCCAUGCUCUUAAAAUAUUUAAUAUUCUUAUGGAUCACCUGGAAUUGCACUACGACCGACCCAAGAUCUUCGAGCACACCAGCGUAGUGCGCCAUAAAAUAUUUACCUGGUUGUUAAAGGCCCGGGCCAAUGGCUCCUACCACAUUGGCUAUCCGGAGGGCAGCAACGAGGUGGUAAAGUUCAGUCACUACCUGGGCAUUGAUUCACCUCUGCUGGCACAAGCUCACACCACAUCGAUAUCCAUUCGAAGGGUCUGCAAGCUAAUCGUGAGGUGUCUGGAGUACGACACUGACUAUCAGGUGUUCCAGCUGGUCAUCAAGGAGCUGCCCAAGGUGCUGCAAAACAAGGCGCUCGUCCAGGGCAACGACAUCGAGGAGUUGGCCAACUCGCUCCUCAAGAUCAACUCGGUUAGCACCAAUAAGUUUAAGCGGCCCACCGACGAGAUCCACGCCCUCGUGUUGCCCGCCAUAGCUUCCCUAGUUAUCUACCAUGAAACCCUGCAGCCGCAGCAGCACUACGGCAUUAUAACUGCUUUGAAUUCGAGAGUUCUGACUGGCAUUGCCAGCGUCUGCAUCAACACCAUGACCAUUCUGAUAUUAGAGAUGCCAGAGGCGCUGAUGCGAAAGCUGCCGGACGUGCUGCUUCAAAUGAGCAAGAUGUCGGAUACAAAUGCACUGGCCACUCCGGUUCUGGAAUUUUUGUCCUUGUUGAUCCAUCUGUCCAAGCAUCUUUUCGCGAACUUUACGUCCAUGCACAACAUGUACGUGUUUGCCAUCACGCUGCCGUAUACAAAACCUCAUCGCUACGACCACUACACUGUUUCUCUUGCCCAUCAUGUCAUAGCCGGGUGGUUCCUCAAGUGUAAGCUGGAGCUGCGCAAAAACUGUGUGAGCUACAUCAAGAGCUCGAUCCAGUCGAAUGCCAAGAUGCUGUCAAGCGACAUUGUGAACCUAAACUCGCUGAACGAGGACUCAUCCAACCGUAAGCGCAGCACAAGUCUCACGGAGCGUGGUAGUCGAAAUAAUGCCAAUGCCUGGAACGAUCUGGAGAUGCGGCCGCAGAUGAACAACGUACUUCGCAACUUCCACGCCGAGUUGGCUGAGACCUGCUUUGACUUCCUGGCCCGCCACACCUAUUCGCCAUGUCCGUCGAUGCCUAAGCGUCUUCCUGCCGCGGAGUUUCUACUGAAGGAUGGCGUUUCGCAGACCUGGCUUGUGGGACACAACCUGGUUACCAUCACCACCUCAGGCUGUCCGUCGGCGCCCACGCGCAGUGGUCUCUGCGAGCGAUGUGCUCAGCUUGGCAAGGCUCCCAGCAUCAGCUUGAACUCGAAGAGCCUCAGCGAUGCAGCUCCUCCACUUUCGCCCGAGCGGGAGAGGCGCUACACCAAGGUGAGCCUGCAGCACAGCAGCGGCAAUGAGUCGGCGGGCAGCACGGAGCUCACCUCAUCCUCGUCCUCCAACUCGGCGACCGCGGCAGGCCAUCCGCACCGACAGAUCUCCAACAGUUCCACCGCUUCGCUGGACGCGCUGUCCCGUCGAGGUUCUAACCCCGAGGCCCUGGGCGGCGGUUUGGGCGAUGGACCACACACGGGAAGCAACACCUCGCUCCUGGGCAAUUCAUUGUCCCAGUCCUCCGUGAGCAUGAGUCCUUCGUCGGCAUCAGUGGUGCAGCAACCCGUCUGCGUGCGCGCCUGCACUGGCUGGGCGGAGGUCCUGAUUCGUAGGCCCACGGGUAACAUAUCGUGGAUAACCCGCAUUCAGAACCCCAUCACCAAUGAUUGCUUUGGCCAGGAUCUGCCAUUCAACAAUGUGGUUUCGCUAUUUCUGCCCACUGCCCAUGGUGGAGUUUUUGGGCCGGACAACACCAUUCAGGUCCCGCCACAUCCGUUGGCGGAUCCCGAGCCCGAACUGGAGGUUAAUCCAAGCGCUGCUCCACAGGCAAGUGCACUGCGCAGUCGGAUGGUGGCUAAGGCUCGUGCCCUGCAGCGUCAGGAGGAGAUUCACUCGGUCGGUGGAGGAAAUGGAAACGGGAAUGGUAACGGAAUUUCUUCGAGCAGCGGAGCAGCAGCUGCCAUCCCCAUACCUCGGGUCUCAGCAGCCGGAAAGCGAGGCAAAGAGGCAGCUCUCUGCGGAAGCGUGAGUGAUGGCGAAGCAGACGACGAUUCGCUGGCAUUUGAGGAUGCCCAGAGUCGCGCACGAAACCCAGUCCGCCGGGUAAACUCCAGCCCGGAGAUGAGCUCCAGCUGGCGGCAGUCGUUUUUGGCCAACAAGCCGACGCCGCUGUCACAGGAGCCCCUGAAAGCCAUCAGCGAUGAACCCCAAUCGCAGUUGACACUUAAGAAGAAGAGUGUCCAGUACAGCACCAAGGACAUGCGCGUGAGCUGCGAGGCCAUUCCGGAGGAGAUAGCCGGCUCCACGCCGCCCUCGCAAGCUGCCGCUCUAGCCCUGCAGCCGGAAAGUGGCACCCUGCCGCCAAAGCAGCACUCGGCAGACGAUGUGAGCAGCCAUGUAGCUGGGAGCAGCACCUUGCAAUCCACCCUGAAGCUGGGCAAACCACCGCUAUCGCCUGGGCAGCCGCCGUUGCUGGCCACGGGAAGGAUAACCAGUUUUGGAACCUCUGUACCGCAGCCCGGGGCGCUGGCCAAGUCCAGUAGCAGUGGUAGCAAUGGUGCCAAUGUUGGAGCGAUCACCUCCGAUUACGACAAUGGCAACAAUGGAAACGGAGACAUGAUGCGAGGUCGUUCGAAAACCAUUUCCGUGGUCCGGGAGGUGAACAACGGAAACACACGUCCACCGCCGGCGAGCAGUUUCCGGAACUUUGGGCCCGCCAAGCCACCCAUCAACGCCAAGCUGUGCAUGAACCCGAGCUUUAUUUUUCUGCAGCUGUACAACACUGGUCAGCUGGGCGUAACGGAUGAGCCCUUAAAGGUGGGACCCGAAAACAAUAGCGCCGUUACCUUAAUAGAUCUGGUACCACCAUUCGAGACACACAAGAUCGGCGUGCUGUACGUGGGCCAAGGUCAGUGCAACAACGAGGUGGAGAUCCUACGCAAUUCACAUGGCAGUGCCCGAUAUGUGGAGUUCCUGCGCAACAUCGGCACUCUGGUUAGCCUAAAGGAGGCCGAGCAAAACAAUCUAUUUAUCAUGCUGGACAGGAAUGGGGCGGAUGGCAAGUUUGCCUACAUCUGGAAGGAUGACAUACUGCAGGUCACGUUCCAUGUGGCUACGCUCAUGCCCACCAAUCUGCAGGACGACCCCAACUGCAACGAGAAGAAGAGCCACAUUGGCAACGACUUUGUGAAGAUCAUCUACAAUGAAAGCGGCGAGGAGUACAAUCUAAACACUAUAUCCGGCCAGUUCAACUACGCCUGCGUGAUCGUGGAGCCACUCGAGCUAAACUCGAACAGAGUGUAUGUGAAGGCCCGAUCCGAGAUAUCGAAAUUCGUGUGCCAUGCUGAGCACCGGAUAGUCUCCGAUCGCAGUGCUCCUCUGCUGGCUCGACAGAUGGCCCUGCACGCCAAUCUCGCCUCGCUAGUCUACCAAAGUGUGCAGAAAAAGCAUCCGUAUGCAUCGAAUUGGCUAGAACGAUUACGCAAACUGAAGCGCCUGCGAUCAAAGCUCAUUGAGGGACUGAACAGCCAGCAAAAAUCCGGAAGCGCCUCGAGCGGCAUCGGAAUCAACGCCUCGGCCAUUGGCUCGGAUAUGGACGCCCAACGAGGAGACUUUAUGAAAUACACUUAGACAACAACGAGAGGCUCCAAACUGAAGAACAAUGAGGGAGCAGAGGACCCUAAGACUCAUCCUGCCAUGAUUCCUCUUGAUUUCCAAUUUUUUUGCAAAGCGGAUGAUUUGAUAACAAGUCACAGCAGACCAACAACAAAAGUCUUUGCUUAACCAAUAAUCAUGAAAAUAAUUAUAAUAUAAUCAUAAUGAAUUUGACAAGUUUAUAAAAUUUGUGAGAAUACAUAAGCGCUGUUCAUUUCGAAA